GGGAGCGAGCGCGAGGGUUCCACUGCCACGCCCACCUGGCUCGCGGCGAGGGCGGGGCAUGGACUGGAUCAUGGAUUUUCCUGGGCACUUUGAGCAAAUCUUCCAGCAACUGAAUUAUCAACGGCUCCACGGCCAACUUUGCGACUGUGUGAUUGUAGUCGGGAACAGGCACUUCAAGGCGCACCGAUCGGUGUUGGCAGCAUGCAGCACGCACUUUCGAGCCCUUUUCACGGUAGCAGAAGGAGAUCAGACCAUGAACAUGAUCCAGUUGGACAGCGAGGUGGUGACGGCCGAGGCCUUCGCCGCCCUCAUUGAUAUGAUGUACACCUCCACCCUUAUGCUCGGAGAGAGUAACGUUAUGGAUGUGUUGCUGGCGGCUUCUCACCUCCACUUGAACUCUGUGGUGAAAGCGUGCAAACACUACCUGACCACAAGGACGCUACCAAUGUCGCCACCGAGUGAUAGGGUUCAAGAGCAGAACGCCCGCAUGCAGCGGUCCUUCAUGCUUCAGCAGCUUGGACUCAGCAUAGUGAGCUCUGCCUUAAACUCCACCCAAAGCACAGAGGAUCAGACGAAUUCUAUGAGUUCAUCAAUCCGCGGUAACAUAGAGCAGCGGAGUACAUUUCCAAUACGACGCCUACAUAAGCGCAAACAGUCUUCUGAAGAAAGGGUUAGACAGCGCAUCAGACCUUCCAUGGAUGACUCCAUGAUGUCCGAUGUUACUCCAGAGAGUGCCCAGGCGGUGGUACAUUCGCGAGAUGAAUUUUUUUCCCCAGACUCCUUGAAAAUUGUAGACAAUUCUAAGCCAGACGGUGUAACCGACAACCAAGAAGAUAACACUAUUAUGUUUGACCAGUCCUUCGGUGCUCAAGAAGAUGCCCAGGUGCCCAGUCAGUCGGACAACGGUGGGGGGAAUAUUUCCCAGAUGUCCAUGGCAUCACAGGCAACUCAAGUUGAAACUAGCUUUGACCAGGAGACCGGUGGCCAGAAAAAUAACUUUCAGUGCGAGAACACCGAGGUUGGUCUAAGUGAAAAAGAUCACAUGAGAGUGGUGGUGAAAUCUGAGCCUUUGAGUUCCCCAGAGCCCCAAGACGAAGUGAGCGAUGUGACUUCCCAAGCCGAGGGAAGUGAAUCAGUGGAAGUGGAAGGGGGAGGAGUAAGCGCCGAAAAGAUAGAACUGAGCCCAGAGAGUAGCGACCGUAGCUUUUCGGAUCCCCAGUCCAGCACGGAUAGGGUGGGAGACAUCCAUAUCAUGGAAGUCACAAAUAACCUGGAGCACAAGUCCACAUUCAGUAUUUCAAAUUUCCUGAACAAGAGCAGAGCCAGCAGCUUUGGGGCUAGCCAGAACGAGGACAACAUUCCCAACACAACGAGUGACUGCAGAAUGGAUGGGGAUGCCUCUUAUUUAAUGAGCCCAGAGUCUGGGCCUGGUAACAGUCAUUCCUCCGCUACAGUCUCUCACGUGGAAAACCCGUUCGGUGAGAGCGCAGACUCUCAUUUUGUCAGGCCCAUGCAGGACGUCAUGGGUCUGCCUUGCGUACAGACGUCUGGCUACCGGGGAGCGGAACAGUUUGGGAUGGAAUUCCCGAGAUCUGGCUUGGGGUUGCAUUCCUUAUCAAGAGCCGUGAUGGGCUCUUCCAGGGGCGGAGCGGGCGGCUUCCCUAGCUACCGCCGCAUAGCUCCCAAAAUGCCCGUCGUGACCUCGGUUCGGAGCUCUCAGUUACCGGACAACGCUCCUAAUUCUCAGCUGCUAAUGAACGGCGCCACUUCCUCUUUUGAAAACGGGCAUCCUUCACAGCCGGGCCCACCCCAGCUGACCCGGGCGUCUGCUGACGUCCUUUCAAAAUGCAAGAAGGCCUUAUCAGAACACAACGUCUUGGUGGUAGAAGGCGCACGCAAGUAUGCGUGCAAAAUCUGCUGCAAGACGUUUCUCACCUUAACAGACUGCAAGAAGCACAUCCGUGUGCACACAGGAGAGAAACCGUAUGCCUGUUUAAAGUGUGGCAAAAGGUUUAGCCAGUCGAGCCAUUUGUAUAAACAUUCCAAGACUACUUGCCUUCGCUGGCAAAGCAGCAAUCUACCCAGCACUUUGCUUUAACUCCUUCCCUUAAUCUCAUGAUGCCAAUACAGAUUUUAAUAAUGCAUGGAACACAAAAAAGUGAACACUUAAAAGUGUGAUUGUGCCACACACACAAAAAAAAGGCUUAGCUCUUUUUAAUACCUGUACCAUACCUACCUCACAGGGGUGUUGUGAGGCUUAAACAACUUUUUAAGUAGUAGCGCUUUGAAAUUCUCCAGCUCUG
This is a messenger RNA of Euleptes europaea (tarantolino), 2303 nucleotides long. RefSeq names its product zinc finger and BTB domain containing 5 (gene ZBTB5). The coding region runs from base 59 to 2098 and encodes 679 amino acids. The record is from RefSeq and is a predicted model, not a curated record. The transcript has 2 exons. NCBI's taxonomy places the organism in Eukaryota, Metazoa, Chordata, Lepidosauria, Squamata, Sphaerodactylidae. Gene Ontology annotation, biological process: regulation of transcription by RNA polymerase II. Gene Ontology annotation, molecular function: DNA-binding transcription factor activity, RNA polymerase II-specific; protein binding; RNA polymerase II cis-regulatory region sequence-specific DNA binding. Gene Ontology annotation, cellular component: nucleus.